GCUGACAUUAGGGAGCGUCUUAAAAUAGGAGGCCAGGGGGGCCGAGCCGCACUCAGCCGGACCCCUCGGACAGGCACGGGCUAGACACCCACACACACACAGCACACACGCACUCAGCGCUCUCUGCAGGAAGGAUGUCCAUCCUUAAGAUCUACGCUCGCGAGAUCCUCGACUCCAGAGGAAACCCCACCGUGGAGGUCGACCUUCACACAGAGAAAGGUCGUUUCAGGGCUGCAGUCCCCAGCGGUGCCUCCACAGGAGUUCAUGAAGCUCUGGAGCUGAGAGAUGGUGAUAAGACCCGUUACCUGGGCAAAGGUGUGACUAAAGCUGUGGAUCAUGUGAACAAGGACAUCGUCCCGAAGCUGCUGGAGAAAAAGCUGAGUGUUGUUGACCAGGAGAAGAUUGACCAGCUCAUGCUGGAGCUCGACGGAACUGAGAACAAAUCUAAGUUUGGAGCUAAUGCUAUCCUGGGUGUGUCGCUGGCGGUGUGUAAGGCUGGAGCUGCUGAGAAAGGUGUUCCUCUGUUCCGUCACAUCGCCGACCUCGCCGGAAACAAAGACGUCAUCCUUCCUGUACCUGCGUUUAACGUGAUUAAUGGUGGUUCUCAUGCUGGGAAUAAGUUGGCCAUGCAGGAGUUCAUGAUCCUGCCUGUGGGGGCGUCUAACUUCCGCGAGGCGAUGAGGAUCGGGGCGGAGGUUUACCACAAUCUGAAGGGGGUCAUCAAGGGAAAAUACGGCAAGGAUGCCACCAACGUAGGAGAUGAGGGCGGCUUCGCCCCCAACAUCCUGGAGAACAACGAGGCUCUGGAGCUGCUGAAGUCAGCUAUCGAGAAGGCCGGCUACGCUGAUAAAAUCAUCAUCGGGAUGGACGUGGCCGCCUCCGAAUUCUUCAGGAGUGGAAAAUACGACCUGGACUUCAAAUCCCCCGACGACCCCAAACGCCACAUCACCGGAGACCAGCUCGGAGAUCUGUACAAGAGCUUCAUCAAGAACUACCCAGUCCAGUCCAUCGAGGACCCCUUCGACCAAGACGACUGGGAGAACUGGACGAAAUUCACCGGAUCUGUGGAUAUCCAGAUUGUAGGUGACGAUCUGACGGUGACCAACCCCAAACGCAUCCAGCAGGCCGUGGAGAAGAAGGCCUGCAACUGCCUGCUGCUCAAAGUCAACCAGAUCGGCUCCGUCACCGAGUCCAUUCAAGCGUGUAAGCUGGCCCAGAAGAAUGGAUGGGGUGUGAUGGUCAGUCAUCGCUCCGGAGAGACAGAAGAUACUUUCAUCGCUGACCUGGUGGUCGGCCUCUGCACAGGACAGAUUAAGACUGGCGCCCCCUGUAGGUCAGAGCGUUUGGCCAAAUACAACCAGCUGAUGAGGAUUGAGGAGCAGUUGGGAGAUAAAGCCAAGUUCGCUGGGAAAGACUUCCGUCACCCAAAAGUCAACUAAAGUCUGAGGAGCUGAGUCUGACUCCCAAAGGCCGUCCGUAAUCCUGAUUAUCCCCAAGGACUUUUUAUACUGAGGAUCCGUCUGAUUCCAGUCCGAUCUGCAGCCAGACGAUCCGCCGGAUUCUGAGAUUUAACUCUUUAUGUUGGAAAAACCCACAAAUACAAAUAAACAACUCCACUUCCUGUUCUA
Astyanax mexicanus (Mexican tetra) is the source of this 1628-nucleotide messenger RNA. Its product is annotated as beta-enolase. Gene Ontology annotation, biological process: glycolytic process. Bases 135 to 1439 code for a protein of 434 amino acids. Gene Ontology annotation, molecular function: phosphopyruvate hydratase activity; magnesium ion binding. The transcript has 12 exons. The record is from RefSeq and is a predicted model, not a curated record. Lineage: Eukaryota; Metazoa; Chordata; Actinopteri; Characiformes; Acestrorhamphidae. Gene Ontology annotation, cellular component: phosphopyruvate hydratase complex.